This is a messenger RNA of Lineus longissimus, 5229 nucleotides long. Its product is annotated as mitogen-activated protein kinase 12-like. The coding region runs from base 76 to 1227 and encodes 383 amino acids. The record is from RefSeq and is a predicted model, not a curated record. Gene Ontology annotation, cellular component: cytoplasm; nucleus. Lineage: Eukaryota; Metazoa; Nemertea; Pilidiophora; Heteronemertea; Lineidae. The transcript has 12 exons. Gene Ontology annotation, molecular function: ATP binding; MAP kinase activity. Gene Ontology annotation, biological process: protein phosphorylation; intracellular signal transduction.
AGGUCAGGAACAGUUCAAAGUGUUCGAUUGUGGGAGAAAUGCGUCUUACUUUGCAUUUUAUUGAGAGAAAGUAACAUGGGAAUCAUUCAGAGUUAUAUGCCUGUGGCCAAAGAAGAACAUAAAUUCCAUUUUGAUCUGGAAGAAGAGAACAGAAAGUUGGAGGAGAUGAAGGAAGGAUUUGUGAAAUAUGACAUUUGCAAAACAACAUGGGAAGUCCCUUCGAAAUACAAGAAUUUAGCCAUUAUUGGGGCUGGAUCUUUUGGACAAGUGUGUAAAGCUGAAAAUUCCGAGACGGGAGAGAAAGUAGCUAUAAAGAAGUUGUCGCGACCAUUCCUUGAUCCAAUAAUUGCUCGGAGAUCCUACCGUGAAAUCAAAGUCUUGAAAUUUAUGCGACAUGAAAAUAUAAUACGUCUCAUAGAUCUGUUUACACCCGCCACCACUGCCGAGAAAAUGGAAGAUUUAUACCUUGUGACGGAGCUCAUGACCACCGACCUCAGCACAGUCAUCAGGGAACACCGAAGAGAACUCGAUGAUAAGAAGAUAGAAUUUCUUGUUUAUCAGAUGCUCAAGGGAUUGAAGCAUGUCCACGCAGCAGGAACCAUACACAGAGAUAUAAAGCCAAGCAACAUUGUCAUUGACUGUGAUAACUGUAGUCUCAAGAUUGUCGACUUUGGGCUUGCGCGACAAAAGGAAGACGACAAAAUGACAGGUUAUGUAGUGACGAGAUAUUGGAGAGCUCCAGAGGUCAUCUUCAACUGGACACAGUACACCGAAUCGGUUGAUAUCUGGUCUGUUGGCUGUAUCAUGGCUGAGCUGUACACUGGCAGGGCUCUCUUCAAGGGCACUGAUUCACUUGAUCAGCUGAAGAAAAUUAUUAAAUUCUGCGGUAAACCGAGCCGAGAGUUCAUUGAGUCUAUGAGUCGAGAUGCCAGAGAAUACCUUUUGAAGUUACCAGACCACCCUAUGACCGAUUUCAAGAGUCAUUUCCAUAUGUGUUCACCUAAUGCUGUUGAUGUCCUCGAGAAGAUGUUGGAGAUCGACCCAGAGAGGCGGAUCAGCGCAGCAGAGGCCCUCCGUCACGAGUACUUUGCCAAAGCACAGGAAAUAUCAGAGUCAGAAGAACCUGAAGUGGAGCAGGCGUAUGACCCCUCGGUGGAGGAGAGGGACUGGACGCUGGAGGAAUGGCAAGAACUAGUCUACAGCGAGAUCGAGUCAUUCAAGACCUGAGGAUGUCGAUUAGAUAUACAGUAGAACCUCCCUUAGCGGACACCUUUCUAUAAAGGACACCCUCUCUAAAAAGGACAUUGCAUUUGGUCCAUUGAAUUUGAUAUCUAUAAGCCGGACACCUCUCAUUUAAGGACAGUAUUUGUCAGUCCAAAGGGGUGUCCUUAUUAGAGAGGUUCUACUGAAAGUUAAUAAGUGUGUUACCCGCACUUUAAACCAGGAUAGUGGCACCGCUGUCUACUUAUAAGUGUAGCUGCUGAUUUUAGAGUCUACCAAACCAUGGCGAGUGACUGAAAUGUAUUAUUACCAUCAAUAUCAUCAUCGUCUCAAAAAAUUCCACGUGGAAAUUUUGCUGCUGAUGCUAAAAUGGCUAACAUGAUAAAUACUCUUAUCAAAUUGUUAUCAGUGGGUAAUUUGUCAUUAUCAUUUGAAGCGAGAUAAAGUGUCAAUCCCACACAAUAAUCCACGCUUUAUUGAUUACGCUUUCCUUUCAUUGCAUUUAUACUCGAUAAACCAAGUAUACUCUGUUUAUCAAUUAUGGCAUCAGACUACGCUAUCCGAUCAUCAUACUCAAUUAUUCAAGUACCGAUCGUGAAUUGUGGAAAUUGCCCAUUUUUGCAAAAUAAUGUCCAACUUGAUGCUCUGCUCUCAACUCAACAUUCUAAUAUUUUUUUAAUUGGCUGUCGAAAAAAGCUAGUUUGGAGGUAAAAAAUGUGCAGCCAAGGAAUGCUCUGUUACCAUGACAACAAUUGUUUUAGUGGGUUUCAAUUUGAGAACACUCGCUCGAGUGUUUUUCUGUUCAUCCCAAAAAGGGGGCGUUUCUCUUUCACGAUUAUUCAGGAACAUGCUGUAAACCAUAAAAUGUGACACACCACGACAAAAUGAGUCGCAUGUCGCACAGAAGAUGAGCCUAAAAUGACACCAGGACAUGAUAGAAGAAAUUGAUAUGCUCCGAUUUUACAAAAGGAAGACAAUGGUGAAAUGAACAACCAGUCUGUCUCAACCUGUCAAGCUCAGAGCGACAUGCGACUCAUUUUGUCAUGGCGGGUCACAAAUGUCUAUUGCUCUUUAUUCCCAUAUUGUGAAAAAGCCACAAAAAAAUUCAUUUUGCCAGAUAACAAAAUCUUUAGUUUUUCAAAUAUUCUUUUUGCCAGAUUUUACUUUCGUGAAUCUAGCUUAUUCACAAAAUUGGUGAAAAUAACACGUCCAUGAAAAAUUUGUGGUUGCCAGUAAUCAGAAUACUUUUAUUUUGUUUAUUUGUUAGUUUAUUAAACGAAAAAUAUGUGGUUUUCAGUAAUCUGAAUAGUUUUAUUUUGUUUAUUUGUAAGUUUAUAAAACGAAAAAAUUUGUAGUUUUUAGUAAUCAGUAUAGUUUUAUUUUGUUUAUUUGUAAAUUUAUACAACGAAAAAUUUGUGGUUUACAGUAAUCAGAAUAGUUUAAUUUGUAUAUUUUUAAGUUUAUGAAAUGUUUGUACCGGUUCAAUACAUGUAGAUCUGCUGGUGAACUUCAAUCAGAUUUAUGAUUCUUUUCUAAAAAUGCUGUCGAAAAAACUAGAAGUUUUGCCAGCCCAAUUUACCCAGUGACACAAUGUUAAGCAAGAGGAUGGAAUACUCAAAAAGGACAGAGUUGGUUAGUUCUGUGUUUUAAACAGUAGUAUGGAAAUAUUAUAGAAUUUUUGGUUCCAAGAACAUUACUCCACUUAUAUACCCAAUGUUGUUCAAAUUAGGAGAUUGCUUCAAAAAAAUUAAAAUAUUAGCCUGUGUUAGAAAAGCUUAUCUUAUAGGCUAUUUGGUCAUUUUAGAAAAAGGUUUGAGUUUGUGAUUUUGUGCUUGUGUUGUGAUUAUUGCAUCACAGCACUGCGGGAAACCAUCUACUUGUAAAAUUUGAAUAAAGGGUCUGAUUCCACAUCUGUACUCGGCAGGAUGAUGGCCGUUUCCUGCCGUCACAGGCUUUGGAGUUAAUUUUAAUUACAUGGCCAGUAACUUGCAUCAAACUUAAUCCAACGCCUGUGAAAACCAUGCAUUCUUGUAGUAGCAGAAACUAAAGUUUUAUUUUGGUUUGGAACUAAACAAUUGUUUAAAACUAAAUGCCUGAAUCCAUUUGCGUACUGUGAACAGUGAAAUGUUCGCAAAGCUGAAAGUUCACAAAUUUGGUUGUAGCAGUAGACUAAAUUUAGGAUGUUGUGCAAAAAGUUCCUAAUAGGUGCAUUACAGUUGAAAUUUGUUUACUUUUUAAGUUAGUGUUUGAGAUUCGCAAAAAUAAAAUGCUCAUGAACAUUUCACAUUUUACAGUAUGUGCAUGAUCUCGUGAUGCUAAUUUACUUCUAUUUUGUAAAUUGAUGUUAUCAGAAAUGUGAUUUCAAUUAAAAGAUCCCUCCAAGUGUGUGCAUUCUUUAAUAUGUAUGGGUAUGAAGGGAAUCAUUCCAAUUUUCUUGCGAAACAUGACUCGUUAUAAAUUAUUUAGUUAUUGUUCACGUCUAAAGUAAUUCAAGGUCAUUAAGUCCUUCAAGUUGUAUGUUGAGAAAUACCGUAUUAAAGUAGUUCAAGGUCAUAGUGGACUUUGAGUCGUAUUUUGAGAAAUACUGAGUAUUAAAGUAGUUCAAGGUCAUAGUGGACUUUGAGUCGUAUUUUGAGAAAUACUGAGUGUUAAAGUAGUUCAAGGUCAUAGAGGACUUUGAGUCGUAUUUUGAGAAAUACUGAGUAUUAAAGUAGUUCAAGGUCACAGAGGACUUCGAGUCGUAUUUUGAGAAAUACUGAGUGUUAUAGUAGAUCAAGGUCAUAGAGGACUUCGAGUCGUAUUUUGAGAAAUACUGAGUGUUAAAGUAGUUCAAGGUCAUAGAGGACUUCGAGUCGUAUUUUGAGAAAUACUGAGUGUUAAAGUAGUUCAAGGUCAUAGAGGACUUCGAGUCGUAUUUUGAGAAAUACUGUGUGUUUAAUCUAUGUCAUUGACCAAUACUUAUGCGUGUGCUGUUGAAAUCGUUUGUCCUUAAAGGUAGACUACACUUCUGGACAUUCCCAAACGUUGGACGUUUUCUGUGAUUACAUAUUUUACAUUAUUUCUCUCCUGAACUGUUGACACAUUUUGUUAGUAAAUACUAUACAAGGGCAAUGUUUAUUUCCUUUGACCUGUUGAACAGAAAAAAACAUUGUAAGCAGUAGAAUGGUGGAGGGUAUCAACAUUUUCUUACGUCCAGGAAAUUAUUUUAAAACUUUUUGAGGGUCACAUGGGAGCAGAGAUCUUCCAGUAUCGGUGUAUUAUUAUUAUUUAUUAUUAUUUUAUUCAUAUAAGGCCUCCGGCCCAUACAAAUUUAACAAUAUGCAAUUUUUACAGAGAAUACAAGUGAAUACAAUUUGAUUUCAUUACAUUGAUAAAAGUGGUUAGAUCAGGUCGUACUGAUGGCAAAAACGCUUGUCUUAAAUCUGCAUGGAAUGGACAUACAUUCAGAAAAUGAAAAUCAUCAUCUAUCUCAUUUCUGUCACAAAAAGUACAUUCUAAGGCUUCUCUACCAUAUCUGUUGAAGAAAGUCAAGAACUAAUAAAGGUUAGUCUUCAUUAAUUCUUGGUUAAGUAUUUUCAUUGCAUUUCUAACAGGUUAAAGUUAAAUGAUGUAUAUUAGGUUAUAGUAUUAUUUUCAACAUGCUCAAUGUGAGUUGCACAAUAUUUGUAUUUCAUGAACUCAUUUUGCAGCUGUAUAUGUUUGUAGCUUCUUCUUACUUAUUCAAGAAUCACAAGAAAUGAGCAAUUUUCAAAAGUGGUCAUCACCGUAAUUGUACCAGGGCUAUAAAUGUAUCACCCUACCUUACUUGGCGCACAAAUAUGUGUACAGUUUACCUUAAUCCAGGUUUUCAAUUCCUUGUAACAGAGUUCCUUACAAUCAUCAAAAUGAAAUCUGCUUCCAAAGAACCUGGUGUCUAACAACUUAUCAAGCACAAAUAUCUCAGCUCUUACACACCUAGUAUGUUUAUAAUGCAUUUUUGUUUGUUGAAUAAAAUUUAAUAAAUGUUUG